This is a messenger RNA of Dicentrarchus labrax (European seabass), 5950 nucleotides long. RefSeq names its product sphingosine kinase 1. Gene Ontology annotation, cellular component: intracellular membrane-bounded organelle; membrane; cytoplasm. NCBI's taxonomy places the organism in Eukaryota, Metazoa, Chordata, Actinopteri, Moronidae. The record is from RefSeq and is a predicted model, not a curated record. Gene Ontology annotation, biological process: sphingosine biosynthetic process; cellular response to growth factor stimulus; negative regulation of apoptotic process. The coding region runs from base 63 to 1760 and encodes 565 amino acids. The transcript is spliced from 5 exons.
AGUCUGCACCGCACCGCCAUCCGCACACCGGCCUGCGGGACGCGUCGCACUCUCCGUCCGGGAUGGAGAAAGGCGCCUCUGAACCGGACCCGUCCCACCAGCGGAACGGGGUCGUGGGCGUGCUGUACGGGGAGUUCACCGACACGCUCAACGACAGAGUCCGGUACUCGGUGAGCUUGACGGAGAGCGCCCUGACCAUCCAGAUGAUCUCCUCGUCACCCGGCCGGACUAAGGUGGUUUUUAACUUGACCGACUGUGUCGGCUGCCGGGCGUACAGAGGGCCGGACAGCGCGGACGUCGGAGCUUACUUUACCGCCUAUUUCUACCCGUUCAAGAGGCGCUGGAUGAGCGCCGGAGUGGCCCGGCAGAGAGUGGAGCAGUGCUUUCGGGUCGCGCUGGUCCAGGACCCGCUCGCCAACCUCCAGGAGGCUGAGAGGUGGGCUCGUGCCAUCAGAGAUGCCUCCGCGCGGCAGGCGCCCCGGAGAGACGGUGUGGUGUACAUGGAGGUGCGUCGGCCUUGCAGAGUCAUGAUACUGGUGAACCCUCUCAGUGGUCGCGGCCAGGCUCUCCAGCUCUUUACCGGCCACAUACAAGGCAUGCUCACUGAGGCCGCUGUUCCCUACACACUCGUCAUCACAGAGCACCAGAACCACGCGCGGGAGCUGGUGAAGAAGGCGGACCUGUCACAAUGUGACGCCCUGGUUAUCAUGUCUGGAGAUGGGCUGCUGUUUGAGGUGAUAAAUGGCCUGAUGGAGCGCGAGGACUGGCAAGAGGCCAUCCAGACCCCUCUGGGUAUUCUACCAGGUGGCUCAGGCAAUGCCCUGGCUGCCUCUGUCCACCACUACUCACAGUCGCCUCCAGCGUGGAACGAGGAGCUGCUACUGAGCUGUGGUUUCAUGCUGUGCAAAGGUCUGGUAGGCUCUCUGGACCUGGUGUCGAUCCACCUGGCCUCUCGGCAGCGCCUCUUCUCCUUCCUCUCCCUGGCUUGGGGCUUUGUGGCCGACGUCGACAUCGAGAGCGAGAAGUACCGCCAUGUGGGUGCAAUCCGCUUCCUGAUGGGCACCCUGGUGCGUCUGGCCUCCCUGCGAGUCUAUCAAGGCAGGUUAGCAUAUCUGCCCAUUAAUGAGGAGCCAAAACUUCCAAAAGGGAGCAUCAAGGCUAACCACCCUCCCUCCACACCUCAGCACCCGUCACUCUGCGCCUCCCUUCCCUGUCGGCUCAUCCCCAACACCUCUCCAAACCAGAACUCCCGCCACAAUCACACCAGCACCAAUUCCAACCACAACACCAUCACCAACUCCUCCAACAAUGCGAUCACCACCAAGAGACCUGAGACCCAGAGUGAUGGCAAAAGCAGAGCCCCGGUGGACUCUCUGCUUCCUGGCCUGGACCAGCCAGUCCCAGAGAGCUGGACUGUGGUCAAGGAGGAGGAAUUUGUCUUGGUGCUGGCUAUUUACCAGUCCCACCUGGCUGAGGACCUGUGGACAGUCCCUGGUGCAACGGCAGACGACGGGACAAUUCACUUGUUCUACGUGACAGCAGGAAUCUCCCGUCCCGCCCUCCUGCGCCUUUUCCUCGCCAUGGAGAAGGGCGCCCACUUGGCGUGCGGCUGCCCCCACCUGGUGUACGAGAAGGUGAAGGCCCUGCGGCUGGAGCCCAUCUCUCCACAAGGCAUGAUCACUGUGGAUGGGGAGAUGGUGGAAUACGGGCCUGUUCAGGCUCAAAUCCAGCCAGGACUGGCCAGACUCAUAUAUGGAUGAACUUGGAUUAUCUUAAUCCUUUUCUGGCUGUAGAGCUUUCUAGUCUGGCCUUUUAUACUAUAGAUUUCUUUAUGUGUGCUGUGUUUUCAGAAGUGCCAAAGACAUUUGAUCAGCCUCUGGAAAUUCCUCUAUUUUUCUACAGAAACAACUUGUCCUAUUUUUAUGGACCCCCGCCCGUCCCCUCUUUCUCUCAAUGUUUGAUUCAGGGUCAAAGCCAUGGAUGGUUGUUGUUGCUGCUGGCUGGUCCCAGCUUAGAGAAAAAAGGGAGGGAUUGUGAGUGUGUGUGUGUGUGCAUAAGAUAGAUCUUUAUGUAUGUUUGUGUGCACUCAAGUGUGUAUAUGUGUGAGAUUGUGCAUGAGGAGCUUUGGCACAUAGCGGUGCGGUGCAGUGGCUGAGGAGUGCGUUGUGCACUCUGCUGUCUGACCUCAUAAGCAUGACACACGUGAAAAAGAAGCACAUUUUCUCGUCCUGGGAGGCUCGUGAAGAAAUCAGGCCCCUUGUCCCACUGUACUACACCGGGCCGGCAAUCUCCUUCCUGGGCAACUCAGUUUGACAGCAUCCCCCUCAGCCCGGUACAGAGGAGCUUUCUUACUGAGGAAAUCCACCUGGGACUUGAUGUUAAAACAUUUUUAAUCUUUGCAUAGCUUAUAUAAAAAAAAAAACUCGAGCAAUACCAUCUAACGUAUAAGCAUCCGUACCCAGUGAAUUUAACCCCCUUUUUUCCUUUCUAUGUGUGAAAACUUCCUCCAGCUGAUAAUGCAUGAACUGCUGGCAGAGCAGAGAGGAACUGGGCCUUGCUGAGGUUACACCUCCACUAUAGGCCGAUCCAUUUCCUGUCCUGUCCGUUCUCUUACCCUGCUUCAUCUGCAACCAUCAUCAUCAACUGUAGGAACCGCCUCCACUCACACAUAAAUACACACUUUCUUUUCCCCAUCCCCCCUCCUCCUAUGCACACACAGUCAAACACACACAUUCCCUUGCAUCUCUGCAGCACUUAGUGAGGGGGAGGGGCAUGGUCUGCUACUGUGCAUAUGAUCCCCUCUCCUCUUGCCAUCUUAAGAUUGUACUCUCUCUCUCUCUCUCUCUCUCUCUCUCUCUCCCUCCCUCGGUUAAUGAGCCAUCAGCACCUAAUGUGUCCUUAAUAUUGAGCUUUACAUCUGCAAAAGAGAGUCCUUUUUUUUAAUCAUAUGAAAGCUUUUAAGUGAGUUUCAGCGCUUCUUAGACUGGUUGAAGCUCACUAAAGUGGAGAGAGCAGGGUUUUACACUGGAUCAGUCAGCGGUGCAUAUUGAGAGGCAUGCGAUCAAUGUGAGCUGCAGGGAGUCAAGUGCUCUGCUCCGUUGUGUGGCCUUUUUUCGUUGGUUUGCUGGUGCUGUGGUGAUGAGCAUUAGUGCACCUGAGCAGAGGAGAGUGCAAAUGUUUGCAUUAUCAUCAGUAACCCCCUCCACACUCUCACACACACAUACUUUAUCUCUCUCUCACACACACACGCCAGUUUAUUUCAGGUCACGAUGACCGUACCAGAACUCACAGGUAUGCAGCAGCUGAGUAUCAUCACCUACAGAGCGAGCUGUCUUUCCUGACCUGAAAAACAAAUCUUCAAUUAUAAAAAAAAAAACAGAAUGUCAGUGGCGUAAAGGAGAUUAUACUGUAUGAAUGCUGAUGCAUCUGUUAGAAACAAAACUAUAUCUUGUGCUGAAAGUGAAGACUGGAAUGUUGACAGGCUAAUGGGGUUCACAGAAAUGCUGAUAUAUAAACUUUUCAAGGUUUUGAUGAAUACAUCACUGUCAUGCUGAGUGCAAUACAGUCAAUGCAAUGAGCUGAUAGCUCACAUUGUUUCCCUGCUGCUUAUUCCAGAGCUUGUGAAAGAAAGAAAGUUUUUUUAUUCCAUUGAAGACAGCGUAAAUAUUAAAAUUUCUUCACAUAAAGCAAAGGAAAGGAAGGUCUUUUUAUGGACUGUAUAAAAAAUAUUGGGAUGUGGAGGAGAGCUUAACUUUUUGUUUCACUUUAUGAAAAAGUAUGAAUCUGCCAAGUAUUAUUAAUAUUUUGAGGAUAAGCGAUAUGGCCAAAAAAGGAAAUAUAAUAUAAUUUAUUAUUCAUCUCCUGCUGCUUUUGUUUUUUAAGAAGACCUGAGCCUGAUAUCUGCAGAUAGAUUAUAGGUAGUGUUAGCUAACAAGCAGGUAGAGACGGACUACAGGCGGUGAUCAUUUACUGUCACUUUAAGACUGAAAUUAAAUGAUUUUCAUGAUUUAGACAUUUUACACAACAUGCAAUUUGAUAUAUCGCCCAGCCCCGCAGCUUAUUUAACUGUACUUCUGCUGUGGGUUGGUAUAAAAUGAGACCCUCCCUGCAGAGAUAAUCUUUAGUCAGUCUCUGAAAACCGCCUGUAAAGAUCCACAUCAUUCUGCUUCUCAAAACGGACAGAGGCCUAUUAGCUACUUGAUUGCGUGUAGGAAAAUAAGAUACAACACAAUCCUUUUUUGUCCUGCACAUUUGGCAAAGUAAUAUAUAUUUAAUAUUUUUAAUUUUUACAAUAAAUCUCACCAGUGAAAAAUUUAAUAAAAUAUAUAUCAGGAAUGAGAAACAAUUAGAGAAAAAAAUGCAUGACCGUCCCAUUUUCAGACCACCCCCUUGUAUAGUUUUUGUACAGUCCUUUAAUGAACUGUAAUAUACUUGAAGUUGACCUCUCCCAUCUUCCAUCUUCACUGCAGUGCCGAUCUUUUUCCUAUAACUUGAUUUUACAUUUUUACAUAUUACAUUAACAUUAACUGUGUAUAUGAUGGUCAUAGCUACAACUCAUGUAAAACAUACUGUACCUUUCUACCAUUACUGUACCCUCAGUGAAGCUAUCCAGGUGCUUUGAAUGCAUUAUCAUGUUAUGCAGGCUGCACUCAUGAAAUUGCAGCUGCCCACAUGCACUGCUCAUUACUAAAUGUAUAAAGUACAUCGCAUAAGGGUAGAGAUAAGCUAUGCAAAUGCCUCGUCAUGGCUGCAGAUAUCUGGAGUGAGGGGUCCCUCUGCUGGACCCACUCAUACAGAGGAGUGGUACUCGCUGAGCGACACAGAGAAGAUUUCAUCCUGAUGUUGUACGAUGCAAUCCGUUCAACCUCUUUCCUUCUUCUUGUAUUUACAACAUUAAGCUCAGCUGCAGGAGACGAUGCAUUCUUCAUACAAACCUGCAUUAUUGGAAGCCAACAUCCAGCUUAUUGUAAUUUAUCUUCAGAGAAAUGUACUUGAUACUUGCAUAGAAACACAGCUGCAAAUAGUAAUCAACAUCUCGGUGUAGGGCGUUGUUACACUACUGUUAACUUAUGGUACUAUACUGUUAACUUGUUUAUUCCACUGGCUGCUCUAAUGUAAUAGCAGUUUUUUAAAACACGUGUGUUAAUUCUUGUCAAUACUGUCAUGACAUUUUAUAAAUGAUUUAGGAAAGUUGUGUCACAUAGUAUGAACUAAAAAUGAGACGGACCAGGUCUGGGAAGUCCAAUGAUGUUUCUAUGAUCCUCUAAGAACAUUUGUGUCCUGCUAUUGCAUCCACACUUAUGAAAAAGCCUGAAAUAAUAACGUGAUUUACAGAUAGGUGAUGAAUGUUUUAAUCAUUGUUUUGUUGUUUAAUGUAAAACCGGCUUUUAGUGCAGUAGAUCAGGGGAUCCACGUGGAAUGGUUGAAUGUGUUAUGCUGUUAGUUUGAAAAAAUGAUGUAACCGUUUUAUAAAUUGUGUGCCACGUAUUUGCAGCUUUUCACUUUGAAAUAAGUGCAAAUAGGGAAUAAAAAGUUUCUCCAGAAAGUGCCUUAGCAAUUACCCAAGAUAGCAGAUACAUACUGUAGGUGAUGCACAGAAAAAAACGUAACAAAUUUUUCCUCUACCACAUGAAAUUCUCACAUUAAAGCAUUGUGAAGGACGGUAUGUCGGUACGCGUCAGUGUUACACUCUAGGCUCUGGUCUGUACAGGGUACCAUACAAACACAAAGAGUAUACACUGAUGUUUUAUUGUAGGCAAGAGUCUGUAUGAUCUGUGAAGCUUUCUGGACGAGGGGUUGACUGGGUUUUAACGUCCAUAUAUGGUUGUUAUUGCAUUAAUUGAACUGGCUGUCGACAACCAGGUAUCCAUCAUAUGCUUUUAUUUUCUUGUAAUGCUUUGUUUAUAGACUUCUUUUUUUAAAGACCAAUAAACAUUCAUAUAGAGAACAA